Molecule: messenger RNA, 1873 nt
Organism: Haliotis rufescens (red abalone)
Lineage: Eukaryota; Metazoa; Mollusca; Gastropoda; Lepetellida; Haliotidae
Product: blood vessel epicardial substance-like
Exons: 7
Coding region: 163-1179 (338 amino acids)
Cellular component (GO): sarcolemma
Molecular function (GO): cAMP binding
Source: RefSeq, a predicted model, not a curated record
CUUUGAAAACAACCACCUGUUGAGCCUUGACAUUCAUUGCGCAUGUGCAGUAUCACCGGGAACUUGUUGAUUCCAUGUUCCUGAAUCACAUGCAACACGUGCUGUACGUGCAAAUAAGCGAGUGUCAGCAGGGAUAGGUGAAAUACACGAGAGAAGUUCCGUAUGCUACUUACAUCCAACAUGGCAGUCUAUAACGGCAAGGCAAAUUUCUCUGAGGGCCAGAAUUCAUCCUUCAAGUUUGUCCUUGACCUUAACUACACAAACGUGGUCAAUCAAGAGAUGUGGAUGGAAAGGCUGAUUGGUUGUAACAACUGGGAGCCAACCAAUCAUAUGCUGUUUCAGCUGGCCAAUGUGGCAGUGUUGGUUGGCUUGUGUGCACCAGACACAACAUAUGGAGCCUUGUUUCUGCAUAUUUUCUUUGUGUUUGGGUUUCUGCUAUUGUCCAUCUGGUCCUGGGUGAUCUUGUGUGCCCCCGACUUCUUCUCAUGGAACUUUGCCUUUAUGCUGAUCAAUGGUGUACAGACGCUGUUCCUCAUGUAUCGCAUCCGACCUGUCAAGUUCUGUGAGGAACUGGAGGAUGUAUACAGCUCCACGUUUGAACCUCUCAGAGUUCCAAGGUCUGUGUUCAAGAAACUUGUAAGCCCGGAAUAUUGUACUCUGAUGAAUCUUCAUGAAGGUGAAGCUUAUGCCACACAGUCCAUCACCAAGACUGACAAGCUUGGCAUCCUCAUCUCAGGACAAAUGAAUGUAUACAGCAACAGGAACCUACUGCAUACAAUCCGCUCCAAGCAGUUCAUUGACUCUCCUGAGUUUGAGUCCAGUAUAAGUGGAGAUGAGAAGUUCCAGGUGUCUGUCAUAGCAGCAAGCAUGUGUCGCUACAUCUUCUGGCCGCGUCGCAGUCUGGAGUACCUUCUGGUGAAAGAACCCUACCUUGCCAACAUCAUGAACACCAUGCUGGGAAGGGACAUUACCAACAAACUGUAUGCUCUCAAUCAAAAGGUGAGUACCCCUGCUGGUUCCCGUCUGGACAUCCGUCUGCCCAGUGUGUCGUCAAGCAUCAAGGCCAGACAAGAUAUCCGCAAGGCCGUGGCAGGCGUUGAACCAGAGGGGGCCAUGGAUGGUGGAGAGGGGGAACCAGAUGAAGACGACGAGGAUGGUGACAAGCUGUGGGAACCUUGAGAUCAGAAAAUAGUGCCAGUUAUCCGUACCAUUCACCAAGACCGCCAUGGGAGACAGGGCAUUCAGUGCUGCUGCACCUGCUUUGUGGAAUAUUUUCCCCACUGAACUCAGAUCGUCUACUUUCCUUGAUGAAUUCAUUAGACAUUUGAAAGCAAAACGGUUUUUAUUAGAUUUUCCUGUUAUAACAGUUCAGAUGUGUGUGAAAUACCGUUCAAAGUGGCUUGACGACCAACUCCAUACUCCAUGCAUCAGUCGAGACCCCUUUAAUCCAAAAUGCCUGUCAUCCAGACAGUUACUUUUGGGAGCAUCUUUGUAUUGUUAAGGCAGAUAACAGAUUACAAAGGAUUUAUAAAUCUGGAAUUUUUAUUUUGGACAAUUUCGCUCGGAAGGCCACAGUCUAGAUUAACAUACCAUAAAUUAGUAUUUUGACAUAGACAAUAUUGAUGCAAUGCUUCCUCCUGUAGUAUUUGUGCUGUGGGAUAACCUUUUGGUUAAAGCGAUCGCUAGUCACACCGAAGACCCAGGUUUCAUUCCCGACAUGGGAAUAAUGUGUGAAGCCCAUUUGUGGUUUCCCUCACCGUGAUAUUGCUGGAAUAGUGACAAAAGUGUUGUAAAACUCACUCACUCACUCACUCACGCCUGCACCUUCUUUGAAUAUGUGUGAUGAUUGUUAAAGGCAGAUCUGAAAAUAAAA